GUGGGUGUGUGGACGGUCACGUGACCUGGCCUGCUGUCACGCGUCUAUAAAUCCACGUCUGUAUAUUUAGCCGGCCCUUCGCCGCCACACCGCUCCACCGAGUCGGCUGCACGGCUAUUGGCGUCGACUUCUCGCUCCCCGCCGUCAUCUUCAUCAUCAUGGCCGAUGAGGCUUUUGUCACACUUGCCACCAAUGACAGCUAUGCCAAGGGGGCCAUGGUUUUGGGAGAAUCCUUGAGAGGCCACCAUACAACAAGGAAGUUGGCGGUUCUCAUUGGUCCACAUGUGUCAGAGCAAUUCCAGUCGGUGCUAAAGCAGAUCUACGAUGAGGUGAAGCUGGUGAACGUGCUGGACAGUGGUGACACGGCACACCUGGCGAUGAUGAAAAGACCUGAGUUGGGUGUCACCUUCACCAAGCUACACUGCUGGACGCUGACGCAUUACUCCAAGUGUGUUUUCUUGGAUGCAGACACGUUGGCGCUUUCAAAUGUUGAUGAGCUUUUCGACAGAGAAGAACUAUCAGCAGCUCCAGAUCCUGGCUGGCCUGACUGCUUCAACUCCGGCGUGUUUGUUUUCCAUCCCUCAGAGGAGACGUACAACAAACUGCUGCAGUACAGUACAGAACAAGGCAGCUUUGAUGGUGGAGACCAGGGAGUUCUGAAUGGCUACUUCAGUAACUGGGCGACAUCGGACAUAUCCAGACGCCUCCCCUUCAUCUACAACUUGAGCAGUGUGGCCAUCUACACCUACAUGCCAGCGUUCCUGAAGUAUGGUCGCGAUGCAAAGAUUGUCCACUUCCUUGGACAGACUAAACCAUGGAACUAUACGUACGAUCCAAAAACAAAGCAAAUGUCCAGGGAUGUGCACGAAGGAAGUGCACAUCCCAACUUCUUGCUGGAAUGGUGGAGGUUGUACUCCAGCAACGUGGUGCCAAAGCUGCAGGAGCAAUACGGAGAACAGCCCUUCCACUCCGGCUGUGUUGAGUUCCAGUACGGUGAGAUGGUAACAUUGACAGAUACACAGAAGGAAAGCAUCUCCUGGCAAGCGCAACCUCAAGCAUCAGCAGAAAAUGUGUUGUCCUCGGUGGAACGGAAGCAGAAAUGGGAACAGGGUCAGGCGGACUACAUGGGAAGAGACUCGUUUGACAACAUCCAGCAGAAGCUUGAUACUUUCCUCAAAUGAAUGAGAGAUGAAGCAGAGUAUAAAGCAAGCACUUUUGAGUGUCAUGGACUGAUCCCAACAGUGUUCAUGAUGACGUUUGGUCACCUACCUUUUUUUUCUCAUCUCGGGUUAGUUGAGUCGCACAAUCACAACUUCCAGUUUACUCCAGAAACACUGUUGAUAAAAAAAAAAAGAGAAAUAUAUUUGAGGAAAAUAAUGUGAAUGAAAUGCGCACACUCCUCACAUGAACGAUUUCCAACAAAAAAUAUAUAUAUUCAAAGAGUUUUUUUAUUGUUAAAUAUUUAUCCUUUUUAAGAAAGCAGAUGUGAAUUGCGCGAACAAGUAUUAACGGGCUACAAACUUAGUUUGGUCAGCCGUAGCUGUGCCUUUACGACACUCUUUUGUCCUCCCUCGUCUUUACUGCCACUGCUUGUGUUGCUGGGUUAUAGGAUUUAUAAGCUGUUUCACAUGGACGUUUGCUGUAUCACAGAGUUUUACAUCUGAAGAAUAAAGACUCUA
Molecule: messenger RNA, 1679 nt
Organism: Synchiropus splendidus (mandarinfish)
Lineage: Eukaryota; Metazoa; Chordata; Actinopteri; Syngnathiformes; Callionymidae
Gene: gyg1b
Product: glycogenin 1b
Exons: 8
Coding region: 159-1181 (340 amino acids)
Cellular component (GO): cytoplasm
Molecular function (GO): glycosyltransferase activity
Source: RefSeq, a predicted model, not a curated record